Messenger RNA from Plutella xylostella (diamondback moth), 1326 nucleotides. It is a transcript of the gene Cyt-c1, whose product is annotated as Cytochrome c1. Gene Ontology annotation, cellular component: respiratory chain complex III. The record is from RefSeq and is a predicted model, not a curated record. NCBI's taxonomy places the organism in Eukaryota, Metazoa, Arthropoda, Insecta, Lepidoptera, Plutellidae. Gene Ontology annotation, molecular function: heme binding; electron transfer activity. Gene Ontology annotation, biological process: mitochondrial electron transport, ubiquinol to cytochrome c.
UCGUAUGGUAUACUUUGUCCGUGAUAUUCUGUUGAUAUCAUCAGUCAUUUGAUUGGUCUUUCAUUCCGACGUUUUACUAAACAUGGCGGCCGCCGUAGGCAGGAUUUGUGGGGCACGACUUUUGAAAAGUUAUGGUGUAGUCGGACCCCAGGUUGCACAGCUGUCCACCCAGUCCCAGGGCUGGUCUAGAAACAGAAAAUGGAUCCUGUCCACACUAGGAGUGAUGGGUGGUGGAGUGGGCGCGCUGUUAUUUGCCCUUGAGCAAUCAGUGCAGGCGUCGGGCUCCGAGGCGCACCCUCCUCACCAGCCAUGGAACCACUUCGGCUGGUACCAGUCCUUCGACCAUGCCAGUGUCCGCCGCGGCUACGAGGUGUACAAGCAGGUGUGCAAGGCGUGCCACUCGCUGCAGUACAUCGCGUUCCGCAACCUCGUGGGCGUGUCGCACACCGAGGACGAGGCCAAGGCCGAGGCCGCCGAGGUGAUGGUCAAGGACGGCCCCGAUGAGGAGGGCAACUUCUUCGAGCGGCCCGGCAAGCUCAGCGACUACCUGCCCUCGCCCUACCCCAACGAAAACGCGGCCCGCGCUGCCAACAACGGUGCCUACCCACCGGACCUGUCCUACAUCGUCUCGGGUCGCAAGGGCGGCGAGGACUACAUCUUCGCGCUGCUCACGGGCUACGUGGACGCGCCGGCGGGCGUGGUGCUGCGCGAGGGGCAGAACUACAACCCGUACUUCCCCGGCGGUGCUAUCUCGAUGGCGCAAGUGCUGUACAAUGAGGCGGCCGAGUUCAGCGACGGCACGCCGGCCACCGCGUCGCAGAUGGCCAAGGACGUGGCCACGUUCCUGCGCUGGUGCUCCGAGCCCGAGCUGGACGAGCGACGCCUCAUGACCAUCAAGGCCAUCGGCAUCUUCUCCAUGCUCGCCGCUGUCGUAUACUACAUGAAGCGACACAAGUGGUCUACCAUGAAGUCCAGAAAGCUAGCCUUCAAGCCGGUAUCCAAGAAGUAAUAGACAAGAUAGACAAUUUCAAAUAGGCGCAGUUAUUAAUUUGUUUAUAAUUAAAUUAAUUUAUUGUAUGUAACUCAUCUUUUCCCGGAAUCAUGUUUGACGCUUGUCAAUUGUUACCUAAGCUGGCUGUUGAGGUGGUGUAUAAUUUUGAUAUAGUAUUGUUACGGUCGAUUCCAGCAUUUUAUCGUCUAGUUAAUACGUACUGCGGGCGCACAGAAUUUAACGAUGUUAGUUUAUUUUGUCUGUGCUUGUGACGUUCGUUCCAGAUAACUGUGAAUCAGUGUACAGUUGAAUAAAUGAGUUAUUCAAAAACAUUA